CUAAUCUUCAUCUAAAACAGAAAUUAAAAGAAUAGCUCAAAGGUGAAGAAAAAAAAAUAGAGUACAUCACUAACACUAGGCUUGAAUGAAGCUACGUCGUUACGUGCUUCAACCAUAUUGUGAAUGAUUUCGCUGUGACCGUUGCUUCUCCCUCCAAUAAACAACAUUCACUUCAUGUUAUACAUACAUUAUACAUUCAUAAAUUAGGGAACCAAAAAUAAGUUUGGUGAAGCAUUUUCCUUUCUUAAAUCUUUUCAUACCAAAAAUAAGUUGCUGUACAAUCAUUUCGUUGUUAAAAUCAUGCUGAAAACAGCUUUUUCACCAAUUAUAUCUACUCUUCAUAUUAGAUGCAAAGCCCCUAAAUUCUCUUUUACUGUAAGAAAUGCUCAUACACAAUGCACAUCAACUGUUCGACAAAUUGCCCCAACCAGUCCUACUCCUCUUUAUCAACUCCCUCCAACCUCAGCUUACAUCCACCUUCCUUUCUGUAGGAAACGUUGCCAUUACUGCGACUUUCCUAUCGUUGCUUUAGGGUCAUCCUUGAAUCAAUCCCAUGACGAUGAUCCUCGAAUCGUCGAUUACAUAGACUUGAUAUGUAGGGAGAUUAAGGCAACAAGAUUAGAUUUUGAUCAAUGCCCACCUCUUGAAACUGUAUUUUUUGGAGGGGGUACCCCUUCUUUGGUCCCACCGAGGCUUGUUUCUUUGGUGCUUGAUACACUCAAGUUAAAAUUUGGGGUUUGUUUGGAUGCUGAGAUAAGCAUGGAAAUGGAUCCUGGGACUUUUACUGCAGAUAAGCUAAGGGACUUUAUGGGGUUGGGUGUGAAUAGAGUUUCUCUUGGUGUGCAGGCAUUUCAAGAGGAGUUGCUCAAAGCUUGUGGAAGAGCUCAUGGACUUAAGGAGGUUUAUGAAGCAAUCGAGUUUGUUGAGUCAUGUCGAGUUGGAAAUUGGAGCAUGGAUUUAAUUUCUUCACUCCCUAAUCAAACCUCUCAAAUGUGGAGUGAAAGUUUGCAGCUCACAAUUGAUGCAAAGCCCACCCAUGUAUCUGUGUAUGAUCUGCAAGUUGAGAAAGAUACUAAAUUUGGAGUAUUGUAUACACCGGGAGAGUUACCUUUACCAUCUGAAUCCCAAGCUGCGGAGUUCUACAAAAUGGCUUCCAAGGCACUUACAAGUGCGGGAUAUGAUCAUUAUGAAAUCAGCAGUUAUUCAAAGAGCAGGUUCAAGUGUCAGCACAAUCUUACUUAUUGGAAAAACAAAUCAUUCUAUGCCUUUGGUCUUGGUUCGGCCAGCUACCUCAAUGGUUUGAGAUUUUCGAGACCGAGGAGGAUGAGAGAAUACAAAACUUAUGUGGAAAACUUGGAAUAUGGCUUGGCAAAACAUCAAGAGAAUGAUGAUUUUGAUCCCAAGGAUAGGGCAACAGAUGUUGUGAUGUUGUCACUCAGAACAGCAAGAGGAUUAGAUAUCAAGUCAUUCAUACAAGAUUUUGGUGCCUCACUUACCCUAUCUCUAUGCCAAGCCUAUAAACCUUAUGUAGAAAGUGGGCAUGUCCUCUGCCUCGAUGAAGAAAGGAAGAUCAUACCGGCGUCUGAAGUUGGAUCCUUGUUUGUUGUGGAGGAGAACUUAGAAGGUGUUGCAUUCAUCCGGCUAAGUGAUCCGGAGGGUUUUCUUCUUUCCAAUGAACUGAUAUCGAUUGCAUUUGGGGUUAUUUCCCCAUGAAGUGAGCGGUUUUUAACUUACAAUAUUCAUGUCACAUUGAACUUGUUGGCUAGAAUUAUAGGAGUGUAAAAUUUUUGGUAACAUUAUAUAAGACAAUUUUGAACUUUUGAUCUUAUAUGAUGUACUCAAUGCUGUACAAAAUGUUGUUUAAGUAAAUAUGAAUCGGCCAUAAUAAAUCCCUUCAA
Beta vulgaris subsp. vulgaris (sugar beet) is the source of this 1898-nucleotide messenger RNA. RefSeq lists its product as uncharacterized. NCBI's taxonomy places the organism in Eukaryota, Viridiplantae, Streptophyta, Magnoliopsida, Caryophyllales, Amaranthaceae. Bases 301 to 1713 code for a protein of 470 amino acids. Gene Ontology annotation, molecular function: 4 iron, 4 sulfur cluster binding; coproporphyrinogen oxidase activity. Gene Ontology annotation, cellular component: cytoplasm. Gene Ontology annotation, biological process: porphyrin-containing compound biosynthetic process. The transcript is spliced from 2 exons. The record is from RefSeq and is a predicted model, not a curated record.